Messenger RNA from Fonsecaea multimorphosa CBS 102226, 1893 nucleotides. RefSeq lists its product as uncharacterized. Gene Ontology annotation, molecular function: thiamine pyrophosphate binding; magnesium ion binding; catalytic activity. Gene Ontology annotation, cellular component: peroxisome. NCBI's taxonomy places the organism in Eukaryota, Fungi, Ascomycota, Eurotiomycetes, Chaetothyriales, Herpotrichiellaceae. Bases 1 to 1893 code for a protein of 630 amino acids. Gene Ontology annotation, biological process: fatty acid alpha-oxidation. The record is from RefSeq and is a predicted model, not a curated record. The transcript has 2 exons.
AUGGACCCUCCUCCCACGGGCGCAAAAGUCAUCGCCCAAGCCCUCCACGACCUGGGCAUUCCCGUCAUCCACACUCUUGUCGGAAUCCCCGUGGCCGAAAUCGCCGAGGAGGCCAUCGACCUGGGGAUCCGGGUGAUUGGGUACCGCAACGAGCAGGCGUGCAGCUACGCGGCGAGCGUCUAUGGAUAUCUCACGGGGAAGCCCGGGGUGUGUCUUUUGACGGGCGGGCCGGGGAUUCUGCAUGGUAUGGCUGGGAUUGGCAAUGCCUCAGCCAAUGCGUUCCCCUUGCUCGUCCUGGGCGGCUCGUCCGAGUCCAGCCUCGCCACCAAGGGCGGCUUCCAGGAGAUGGACGCCAUCGCCCUGCUGACGCCGCACACCAAGCGCGCCAUCCGGCCCACGUCGCGGGACCCGGCCACCAUCGUCGCCGCGAUCCGCAACGCCUACCGCAUCGCCUGGUACGGCCGGCCGGGCCCGUGCUUCGUGGACCUGCCCACGGAAUUGAUCAUGGAGCCAACGGUUCCAGCGAGAAGAUCGACUUCGCACCAUCCACCAAUCACUGUUCUGUCGCCGCCCAAACCGUCGCCGGAUCCCGCCCUCAUCGUCGCGGCAGCGGAUCUCCUCAAAUCCGCGUCCGCGCCGCUCGUGAUCGUCGGCAAGGGCGCAGCGUACGCCCGAGCCGAGAGCUCCAUCCGCAGCCUCGUCUCGACCCACCACUUACCUUUCCUCCCGACACCCAUGGGCAAGGGCGUCGUGCCCGACGCGCACCCGCUCAACACAUCGGCCGCCCGCUCCGCGGCGCUCAAGCACGCCGACGUGAUCCUCCUCCUGGGCGCGCGGUUGAACUGGAUCCUCCAUUUCGGCGAGGCGCCCAAGUACCGUCCGGACGUCAAGAUCAUCCAGGUCGACAUCUCCGCCGAAGAACUCGGCCGGGCCAACAGUCUCGGCCAGCCUUCGUUGAGCAUUUUCGGAGACAUUGGGUUAGUCGUGGAUCAACUCUGCCAGCAGCUCGGGAUGGGGUGGAAGGCGUUUUCGAGAGAUACAUUCCGCUCCUCCUCGCCGUCGCCGUCCUCGUCAAAGCCGUCAUACUUCUCCGUCCUCGCGGCAAGUGCAGCCAAGAACGAACAAAAGUCCGUCCGUCUGGCGACUACGCCUACCAAGCCCAACGCUCUGCUGACGUACGAGCGUGCCUACCACAUCAUCAAGUCUCAGCUCCACGCCCUCUCACCCCCUCAGGACGGCGGGGUCGUGUAUGUCUCCGAGGGGGCGAAUACGAUGGACAUCUCACGCAGCGUGUUCCCUCUCGAGCACCCGCGCCAGCGCCUGGACGCUGGCACAUACGCGACCAUGGGCGUGGGGAUGGGAUACGCGAUUGCCGCCUGGGCGGCGUACAACAUCCCUCAUCGCGCCGCAAAAAAGAUCGUCGCGCUCGAGGGGGACUCGGCGUUUGGGUUUUCGGGUAUGGAGAUCGAGACCAUGGCCCGGCACAAGAUGGACGUCCUGAUCAUCGUGAUGAAUAACAGCGGGAUAUACAAGGGCGAUGCAGCGGACGAGACGGGCUGGAAGGAGAAGCAAGCGCAGACCGCGAGUGAUGAUACGAAGAUUGUCACUGUCCCCAGGGAGGGCAAACAGAUUGAUGGCAGGAGAGGACUCCGGAGUACGUCCCUCUUGUACGAGACGCGGUAUGAGUGUCUCGCCGACAUGGUCGGUGGGAGAGGCUGGCUUGUGCGCACCGAGGACGAGUUGGCCGAGGCGACGAGGCAGGCGUUCCUCGAGACGGAAAAGGUCUGUGUCUUGAACGUCAUCAUCGAUCCCGGGCUGAACAGCGCGGCAAGCUUUGGGUGGAUGGAGACCAAGGAAAAACACGGCGGCGGAGGAGGGGAGAGCAAAUUGUGA